Molecule: messenger RNA, 1596 nt
Organism: Bombus pascuorum
Lineage: Eukaryota; Metazoa; Arthropoda; Insecta; Hymenoptera; Apidae
Exons: 4
Coding region: 300-1484 (394 amino acids)
Source: RefSeq, a predicted model, not a curated record
UGUAGGUGUUUGAGUUGUGUGCAUUUUCAUCAAUCUUCACAAGAUGGCAUAAGAUCUAUUCAAGUUAACAUCAUUUUGUAUUAUAACAGAUUUAUGUAGAAGAUAUAUUACAUACAUUGAUACGUUAUUUUUAUCAUAGUAUUAUAAAACAUGGAAAAGAAAAGUACAGUGUAAUAUUUAUAAUACAAAAUUAUAGAUUUUUUAUUUCGUAUUAUUUUCUUACAGUUAUACAUCUUACAUUUCCUAUUUUGUAUCCUAACCUUGAUUCCGACUACAAAAUAAUUAUUUUCAUUAGUCCAAUGGCAAAUAUAACUUCGAUGUUGUCAAUAGGACAACAACAUGACAUUUGUUCUGAAGAUAUUACCAACAAUUGUACAAACGUAACCGUUUGUAAUACUGAUAAUGAAUGUAAUAUUUCAAAAACCUUGGAAGACAUACAAUGUUUUGUAUGUGAUGCAAAAAUUCGAGGGCGUCAUUAUGCUUUGGCUACAUGUAGAACGCAGAUAUCAAGAACUAGAGUAAUAGAAAAGCUUGGAGAAUUAGUUGGUGAAAGAUAUUUGGUAGUAAUAUCAGAAGAUGAUGUAAUUUGUCGCAGUUGUGCUAAUCUUAUUAAUACACUUGAUAGACUUGAUGUUGAGAUGUGUAAUGUACGUGAUAAUGUUUUGAGAUUCUUAGAACAAAAGUAUUCUUUGGAGAAAGGAGAACUUCUUGGUAAUAAUGAUAAACAAAAGCGUUCCCAACCACCACAAAUUACAAAGUGUAACACUCAAGCUACAACUAAUUAUCAAAGUAGGAAAGAUGUUAUCUUAUCUUCAAAUAUUACUGAAAAAUCCAAGCAUAAAAAGAGUAAUAUUUGGUUGCAAUGUGAUAAGUGUCAAUAUACUACUCUUCAUAAUUCAUUUAUGGUACAUCAUAUUAGAGACCAUGUUAAACAAAAAAUAUUUUGUGAUAAAUGCGGUGUACAAUUUUAUGAAAGUCAACAAGAAUCGCAUAAUUGUAAUAUGAAAGAACAUAUAAGUGAUCAGACUAGAGUCCAAGAUAAGCAAACAGAAUCAUCUUUAAAAGAUAUUGAUGAAUCUAUGUUGGAUAUCCCAAUUUUGGAAAAAAGUGUGCAGCAAAAUGUACCAAUUAUGACUAUUGAAACAUAUGCAGAAUCACAUAUUCCAAAUCACAAUGAAAAUAUUCCUAUAAUAAGAUUAUCAAAUUCUGAAAAUUUAUCUAUUCAGAAUAUUUUAACUGCUGACAAUACUACUGUAACUCAACCAAUAUAUGUACGUAUUUUACAACCUGUGGAAAUUAACGAAGCUCCAACACAUCCUGCAGUGAUGGUAUCACAUUCUGAUACAGAUUUAGCAUUGAAACUUAAAGAUAAUUCAGAAAAACAAAUCUUAACAUUGACAGAAGAUGGUAAUUUGGAAAUGACAGAAAUAGCUUGUUGGAAUGAUAUGCAAUCAUCAGAAACACAAUCUAACAUGAUGUUUUAAUAAGUUGAUUUAUUAAAUUAGACAAAGUUUUUAUUUGCCUAUUUUUAUCAACACUACAAAUAACAGUUAUUUACAUUAGUAACAACAUAAAUGUUUUUUUGACUUAAACAAU